Molecule: messenger RNA, 2721 nt
Organism: Vombatus ursinus (common wombat)
Lineage: Eukaryota; Metazoa; Chordata; Mammalia; Diprotodontia; Vombatidae
Gene: GRIK1
Product: glutamate ionotropic receptor kainate type subunit 1
Exons: 16
Coding region: 1-2721 (906 amino acids)
Biological process (GO): monoatomic ion transport; modulation of chemical synaptic transmission; synaptic transmission, glutamatergic
Cellular component (GO): presynaptic membrane; postsynaptic membrane; plasma membrane
Molecular function (GO): transmitter-gated monoatomic ion channel activity involved in regulation of postsynaptic membrane potential; kainate selective glutamate receptor activity
Source: RefSeq, a predicted model, not a curated record
AUGGAGAACGUCACACUUAUUGUCAGCUCCAGGCUCAGGAGCAAGUUUGUUCACUGGAGACUCUUCUGUUUCAUUUGCUCGCUAGACGUAUGCAUCCCCAGGACUGCCCAGCAAGUAAUCAGGUUUGGAGGAAUUUUUGAAACUGCAGAAAAUGAACCAGUUAAUGUUGAAGAAUUAGCUUUCAAGUUUGCAGUAACCAAUAUUAACAGAAACCGAACACUUAUACUUAAUAAUACAUUAACUUAUGACAUCCAGAGAAUUAAUCUUUUUGAUAGUUUUGAAGCCUCAAGAAGAGCAUGUGACCAGCUUGCACUUGGGGUGGCUGCACUGUUCGGCCCAUCUCAUAUCUCCUCAGUCAGUGCUGUUCAGUCUAUUUGCAAUGCCCUCGAAGUUCCUCACAUACAGACUCACUGGAAACAUCCAACAGUGGAUAAAAAUGAUAUGUUUUAUAUCAACCUCUAUCCAGAUUAUGCAGCCUUCAGUAGGGCCGUCCUGGACUUGAUACUCUACUAUAACUGGAAAAUAGUGACCGUGGUAUAUGAAGACAAUACAGGUCUAAUUCGCCUGCAAGAGCUGAUCAAGGCUCCUUCCAAAUACAAUAUUAAAAUAAAAAUCCGCCAACUGCCCUCUGGGAAUAAAGAUGCCAAGCCUUUAUUGAAGGAAAUGAAGAAAGGAAAGGAGUUCUAUGUAAUAUUUGAUUGUUCGUAUGAAAUGGCAGCUGAAAUACUUAAACAGAUUCUUUUUAUGGGUAUGAUGACUGAAUAUUAUCACUACUUUUUCACAACACUGGAUUUCUUUGCACUAGACCUGGAAAUCUACAAAUACAGUGGAGUAAAUAUGACUGGAUUUCGGCUACUUAAUAUCGAUAAUCCUCGGGUUUCAUCCAUUAUUGAGAAGUGGUCAAUGGAAAGACUGCAAGCUCUACCCAAGUCAGAGAUGGGUCUACUUAAUGGCAUGAUGACAACUGAAGCAGCUUUGAUGUAUGACGCUGUGUAUGCAGUGGCUAUUGCCUCUCACCAAGCUUCUCAGAUGACUAUCAGCUCCCUGCAGUGUCACCGACACAAACCAUGGCGCUUUGGACACAGAUUUAUUAAUUUGAUCAAAGAGGCACAGUUGGAUGGUUUGACUGGGCGUAUCACCUUCAAUAAAACAGAUGGUUUAAGGAAGGAUUUUGAUUUGGACAUUAUUAGUCUCAAGGAGGAAGGGACAAAAAAGAUUGGAAUUUGGAAUUCCAACAGUGGUCUUAAUAUGACUGACAGCAAUAAAGACAAGUCCACUAAUAUCACUGACUCACUGGCUAAUCGAACGCUCAUAGUUACCACCAUUCUGGAAGAGCCCUAUGUAAUGUUCAAAAAAUCUGACAAGCCUCUGUAUGGGAAUAAUAGAUUUGAAGGGUACUGCCUGGAUUUGCUUAAAGAGUUGUCAAAUAUUCUGGGUUUCACUUAUGAUGUUAAACUAGUUCCUGAUGGUAAAUAUGGAGCCCAGAAUGACAAAGGAGAAUGGAAUGGGAUGGUCAAAGAACUUAUAGAUCAUAAAGCCGACCUGGCAGUUGCUCCUCUUACAAUUACCUAUGUGAGAGAGAAGGUCAUCGACUUUUCCAAACCCUUCAUGACACUGGGCAUUAGCAUUUUAUACAGGAAACCCAAUGGCACAAAUCCUGGCGUCUUCUCCUUCCUCAAUCCUCUCUCUCCUGACAUUUGGAUGUAUGUUCUCUUAGCCUGCCUUGGAGUCAGCUGUGUCCUCUUUGUGAUUGCAAGGUUUACACCCUAUGAAUGGUAUAACCCCUACCCAUGCAAUCCUGAUUCAGAUGUGGUGGAAAACAAUUUUACUUUACUAAAUAGUUUCUGGUUUGGAGUCGGAGCUCUCAUGCAGCAAGGCUCAGAGCUAAUGCCCAAAGCUCUUUCUACAAGAAUAGUAGGAGGAAUUUGGUGGUUUUUCACCUUAAUCAUCAUUUCAUCCUACACUGCAAAUCUGGCUGCCUUCUUAACAGUAGAGAGAAUGGAGUCCCCCAUAGAUUCAGCAGAUGAUUUGGCAAAGCAAACAAAGAUAGAAUAUGGGGCAGUGCGAGACGGAUCAACAAUGACCUUCUUUAAGAAAUCAAAGAUAUCCACUUAUGAGAAAAUGUGGGCUUUCAUGAGCAGCAGGCAGCAGACAGCCUUGGUAAAAAACAAUGAUGAAGGUAUCCAACGUGUACUCACCACCGACUAUGCUCUACUGAUGGAGUCCACCAGCAUUGAGUAUGUGACUCAGAGAAACUGCAACCUUACUCAGAUUGGAGGACUUAUUGAUUCCAAAGGUUAUGGAGUGGGAACGCCUAUUGGCUCUCCUUACCGGGAUAAAAUUACUAUUGCUAUCCUCCAACUACAAGAGGAAGGAAAAUUGCAUAUGAUGAAAGAAAAAUGGUGGCGGGGAAAUGGCUGCCCUGAAGAGGACAGCAAAGAGGCCAGUGCUUUGGGAGUAGAAAACAUUGGUGGUAUCUUUAUUGUGCUGGCUGCUGGACUUGUCCUUUCUGUAUUUGUAGCCAUUGGAGAGUUUAUAUAUAAAUCAAGGAAGAACAGUGAUGUUGAACAGGCUUUUGGUUUCUUUUAUGGACAACAGUGUAAACAAACUCAGCCAUCCAACUCCACGUCGGGAACCACCUUCACUAUGGAGCUAGACUGUGGCAAAUUGAUUCAAGAGGAACAUGGGAUCCAGACACAGUCCUCAGUCCAUACUGUGUAG